This is a messenger RNA of Amphibalanus amphitrite, 1043 nucleotides long. RefSeq names its product 5-hydroxytryptamine receptor 2B-like. The transcript has 5 exons. Gene Ontology annotation, cellular component: membrane. Gene Ontology annotation, molecular function: G protein-coupled receptor activity. The record is from RefSeq and is a predicted model, not a curated record. Lineage: Eukaryota; Metazoa; Arthropoda; Thecostraca; Balanomorpha; Balanidae. Gene Ontology annotation, biological process: adenylate cyclase-activating adrenergic receptor signaling pathway. The annotation marks the transcript as partial.
AAUCAAUGCUCGUCUGGCCAGUCGGACCGCACCGGUUCGGUCGGCGGCGGCGGCCGUGGCGGCGGCGACUGCGUGGUCGGCGACGGCGCGCCCCCGUCGACGGUCGGUGGGCUGGCGCGCGGGGAUCUCGCGUCCGACCGCACUGUGCGUCCGGGCGGGGCCGCGACAGCAGCGGGCAGGUCGCAGGGCGGCGCUCGCGCUCGGGAGAAAUAGAGCCGGGGGUGGAGGCAGUCGGGCCGAGUUGACAUCAAUCGUUGUAGGGACACCAGGUGACUGGAAGGAGCCCCGAAGCUGCGGGGUUCUUGAGGACUUGGACAUCGCCGGACUUGUGACUGAGAGAGGUUCAACUCGCUGGAGAGGCACCCGUCCGGCUGGAGUCGAGAGAACUGGAAUCUCCUGAUGGUCGUGAUGUCUGAUGGGUGACCUCCACGGGUGGUGGCCUCUCCAACGGGAUCGACCUGCUGAGCGGCAGUAGCGGCAGCAUACCUGCAGCUUCGAGAGUGAGGUUCGGUGAAGUCUGGACCACGAAGUUCGUCCGAUUUCAGCCUUUCACUCAGCUUAUCGAAUUGAAAGACCUCCAAAGGCUGAGCUGUGAAGCAUGGCGGUGACUGCGGAAUCUGAUCCGCUGUCGACAAUCAUGGCCACGACUCUAUCCAGCAUCGUCUCCAACACGUCUAACAGCUCGGAGACGACGUCAGGAGACGAGGAGGAUCCGGCCUGGGGUCUGGUGGCCAUGAUCACCACCUCCUGCAUCCUCGGUGUGGUGAUCCUGACGACCGUCAUCGGUAACGUGUUCGUGAUCGCUGCUAUCGUCAUGGAGAAGGGCCUGCAGAACGUGGCCAACUACCUGAUCGUGUCGUUGGCAGUGGCCGACCUCAUGGUGGCCUGUCUGGUGAUGCCUCUUGGAGCCAUGUAUGAGAGUUAUGACCACAUCAUUUCUGCGGCCGGCGCGCUGCUAUUGCCCGCCGGAGACCGUCGCCCGGCAGCCGAGCGACCCUCCGCUCUGCCCGACCUCAGGGCUGCCCCUCUGCCCGACUGGGCAA